Molecule: messenger RNA, 2556 nt
Organism: Hemicordylus capensis (graceful crag lizard)
Lineage: Eukaryota; Metazoa; Chordata; Lepidosauria; Squamata; Cordylidae
Product: vomeronasal type-2 receptor 26-like
Exons: 6
Coding region: 1-2556 (851 amino acids)
Biological process (GO): G protein-coupled receptor signaling pathway
Cellular component (GO): membrane
Molecular function (GO): G protein-coupled receptor activity
Source: RefSeq, a predicted model, not a curated record
AUGACUCAUCCCUUCCAGGUUCCACACAAGAAUAUUCAGAGAGGGGACCUUAUCAUUGGACUGAUUACUUCUCAGUUUAACUGCAUAUUUGAUGAAAUAUAUUUCCAUGAAUACCCCAAAAUGAAGUUUUUCGGUGAACUUAUUGUUAUGCCAAAGAAUUACCAGCAUGCCUUAUCCUUUCUAUUUGCUGUGAAGGAGAUAAAUCAGAACCCUACGAUUUUACCAAAUACCAGCCUAGGUUUUCACAUCUAUGACAGUUAUUUCAAUUCAAGGACAACAUUUCAGAAUACACUAAACCUUCUUUCCAGUUGGGAAAGGAUUGUCCCCAACUUCAAGUGUGACAAGCAAAAGAAUAUGAUGACUGUCAUUGGAGGCCUUGACUCUGAGAUCUCACUCCAAAUGGCUACUGUCUUAGACCUCUACAAGAUCCCACAGAUUGCCUAUUGUGUAUUUUCUCCAGUGAUGAGUGUUGAAACCCAGCUCCCCUCCUUCUACCGAAUAAUGCCCAGGGAAGAAUUUCAAUACGUAGGGUUUGUUCAACUUCUUUUGCAAUUCCAGUGGACAUGGGUUGGAAUCAUCACAGGAGAAGAUGAUGAAGGAGAAAAGUUUUUACGGAUCCUAAAUCAAAUGUUCUCCCAAUAUAGGAUUUGUACAGCCCUUAUUGCAAAAAUACCAAACCUGUCCUACAAUUUAGACUUGUUGGGAUUUUUGAGACAUACAAAAAUUGCAUCCAUUUCACUAACCACCUCCAAAGUCAAAGUAUUUGUUCUGAACGCUAACCUUCAAACUGUAGCAUGUUUGAAGUGGCUGAUAUACAUUUAUACCAUGUUGGAAGACAUAACACAGACAUCUAUGGGCAAGGUGUGGAUUAUGACAGCACACUGGGAUUUCUCAUCACAGACAUUUCACAGGGAUUUUGAUAUUCACAUCUUUCAUGGUGCUUUGUCUUUUGCAGUUCCCUCAAAUGAAGUGCUGGGCUUUACAAAAUUUCUUCAGAGUUUAAACCCCAAGCUCCCCAAAGGAGAUGGUUUUAUCAGGGACUUCUGGGAACAGGCAUUCAACUGCUUAUUUUCUUAUUCAAAUGAGGACAUGGGGAGUAUUUACACUUGCACUGGUCAUGAGAAGCUGGACAGCCUUCCUGGGACUCUGUUUGAAAUGGGCAUGACUGGCCAAAGCUACAGCGUAUACAGUGCAGUCCAUGUCAUCGCACAUACUUUGCAUAAGAUGUACACAUCCAGGCCAAAACACAGAGGAAUUGUUGAAGGAGGUAGACAGGAACCUCCAAGUCUGCAACCAUGGCAGCUUCACUUUUUCCUGAGGAGCAUCUCAUUUAACAACACUGCUGGGAACACGGUGUAUUUUGAUGAAAAUGGUGAAUUAACAACUGGAUAUGAUAUUGUCAACUGGAUUACUUUCUCAAACCAAUCCUUCUCAAGAGUCAAAGUAGGCAGGAUGGAUCCACAGGCUUUACCAGGCAGCGAGGUGAUAGUUGACAAGGAAGCUAUCACAUGGCAUAGGAUGUUUAAUCAGGUGCUUCCUCUCGCUUUGUGUAAUGACUACUGCUCUCCAGGUAACAGCAAAAAAAGGAAGGAGGGGGAGCCAUUUUGUUGCUAUGAUUGUGUUCCAUGUCCAGAUGGAAAGAUUUCUGAUCAAAAGGACAUGAACGAUUGUUUCAAAUGCCCAGAAGAUCAGUAUCCAGACAAGAACCAAGAUCAAUGCAUUCCCAAGAUUGUAAACUUCCUCUCUUUCUCAGAAACUUUGGGGAUAACUAUAGUUUGCUUGGCUCUUUUUCUUUCUCUGAUUACAGCUUUGGUGCUAGGAACUUUCAUCAGGAACCAGAACACACCCAUUGUCAAAGCCAACAAUCGGGAGCUCAGCUAUUCUCUGCUCAUCUCCCUGUUGCUGUGCUUCCUUUGUUCCUUAUUAUUCAUUGGCUGGCCUCAGACAAUGACCUGCUGUUUACGACAAACUGCUUUUGGCAUCAUCUUCUCAGUGGCUGUUUCUUGCAUAAUGGCAAAAACCAUCACUGUGAUUCUGGCUUUCAUGGCCACCAAGCCAGGGACAAGGAUGAAGAAAUGGGUAGGGAAAAGACUGGCAUCUUCUCUUAUCCUUGGUUGCUCCCUUAUUCAAGCCAGCAUUUGUGCUAUGUGGCUAUGUAUUGCUCCUCCAUUUCCAGAUGUGGACAUGCACUCUCUGGCUGAAGAAAUCAUAGUGGGAUGCAAUGAAGGAUCAGUCACUAUGUUUUACUGUGUCCUGGGAUACUUAGGAUUGCUGGCUGCUGUUAGCUUCACUGUGGCUUUCCUAGCCAGGAAACUGCCAGGUAGUUUCAAUGAAGCCAAGUUCAUCACUUUCAGCAUGUUGCUGUUUUGCAGUGUUUGGUUAUCCUUUGUACCAUCUUACCUGAGCACUAAGGGGAAAUAUAUGGUGGCUGUGGAGAUUUUCUCCAUUUUGGUCUCUAGUGCUGGGCUACUAGGUUUUAACUUUUUCUCCAAAUGCUACAUAAUUAUUUUGAGGCCUGGGCUGAAUAGCAAGGACCAAUUAAUUAGGAGAGCGUAG